This is a messenger RNA of Acaulospora colombiana, 621 nucleotides long. Lineage: Eukaryota; Fungi; Glomeromycota; Glomeromycetes; Diversisporales; Acaulosporaceae. The record is from the annotation of a GenBank genome assembly.
AUGUUCAUUCAAACGGAGGUUACUCCUAACCAGGAUUCUUUAAAAUUUAUUCCCGGAAUUCCAGUGAUGCCAGACAACAGCACAGCAGAGUUUUUAUCAGGAAAUGCUGCAUCAAUAUCACCUCUUGCGAAAAAACUCUUUCAAAUUGAAGGAGUUCGUGGGGUAUUUUUUGGACCAGAUUUUAUUACAAUUAGUAAAGAUCAGGAUACACCAUGGCAAUUGAUGAAACCAGAUAUAUAUGCUAAUAUUAUGGAUUUCUUCGCUUCUGGUCAGCCUAUUCUAACUGAAUCUCAACCACCUUCAGAUACAGAAAUCAAAGAUGACGAUCCUGAAGUGGUACAAAUGAUUAAAGAGCUUUUAGAUACUAGAAUUAGACCCGCCAUACAGGAUGAUGGUGGUGAUGUCGAAUACCGUGGGUUUGAGAAUGGAACUGUAAAACUAAAACUGAAAGGCGCUUGUAGAUCAUGCGAUUCUUCUGUGGUGACACUUAAGAAUGGGAUUAAAAAUAUGCUAAUGCAUUAUAUUCCCGAAGUAACCAAUGUGGAACAAGUUUUGGAUGAUGAAGAAGCUAUUUCACAGCUCGAAUUUGAUAAGUUAGAAAAGAAAUUGGGAGUAGCAUAG